UCUCUGAGCUGAUACCCCAAAUGCCUUAUCCAAACGCAGGUCCUUUCUUGUCAGUGAAGAGAGAGACCAGAGUAUCAGACCAUGGUCUAACAUUGUAACUCACUCUCUAUCCUCAGAAAUUCUCUCUAAAACACGAAGAAGAUGUUAUCCAUGGCAAUUCAAUCUGGCGUUUUCACACAGUCCCCAUUUCCUUGUCAGACCCUCUCUUGCAAGACAAUUAAAGCCAGCAUUUUCAUCAAUCCCAAACCCAAUCUGUUACACUCUUCAACCAUUCUUGACCCAAAAAUGGGGCCCAUUUCCAGAAACCAAAGACUGAUUGGUUUUGCAGCCCCAGAAGCUCUCGCAGCUGAAAUGCCCACUGAAGCAGAAGAAUCCAUGGAAGUAGAAGAACCAAUCCCCAACCAAGAAAUUGAGAAAGUUGGAGUAACGGUGAAGCAAGUGGAGAAGCCAAGGUUGGUGUUGAAGUUCAUAUGGAUGGAGAAGAAUAUUGGGCUGGCUCUUGAUCAGGUAAUUCCUGGACAUGGUACUGUUCCCUUGAGUCCAUACUAUUUUUGGCCAAGAAAAGAUGCAUGGGAAGAGCUCAAGACCACUCUAGAGAGUAAGCCUUGGAUAUCCCAGAAGAAGAUGAUCAUACUUCUCAAUCAGGCCACUGAUAUCAUCAAUUUGUGGCAGCAAAGUGGUGGCAAUCUUACCACAUAAUGGAACAUGUGUUUUGGUUUUUUGCAGUUAAUUUGUGUGUUUAGGUGUUGAGGAAUCAACUAUCACAGUUCAAUUAUGUUUAAGGCUAUGGGUAUUUGCAUUUGCUGGUUUCUGUAACUGUGCCAUAUAUUUCAAUGAUACACGAAUUCUCGAUUGGCAUCA
Hevea brasiliensis (rubber tree) is the source of this 861-nucleotide messenger RNA. RefSeq names its product 30S ribosomal protein 3-1, chloroplastic. Gene Ontology annotation, biological process: translation. Gene Ontology annotation, cellular component: ribosome. Gene Ontology annotation, molecular function: structural constituent of ribosome. The coding region runs from base 142 to 699 and encodes 185 amino acids. Lineage: Eukaryota; Viridiplantae; Streptophyta; Magnoliopsida; Malpighiales; Euphorbiaceae. The record is from RefSeq and is a predicted model, not a curated record. The transcript is spliced from 2 exons.